Messenger RNA from Lathyrus sativus (Indian pea), 1563 nucleotides. The record is from the annotation of a GenBank genome assembly. Lineage: Eukaryota; Viridiplantae; Streptophyta; Magnoliopsida; Fabales; Fabaceae.
AUGAGUAACAUGGUGGGUGCCUUCAUCACUUUCCUUCUUACCUUCCAACCUCUCUCAUUCAUCUUCUUCCUCCUCUUCUACCUAACAUUCCUCAACUUCCUACCGGUCAAAAAACUCGCCGGAACCGGUCCAACAACAUAUCCGAUAAUAGGAUGUUUAUUAUCCUUCUACAAAAACCGUUUCCGGUUACUAAAUUGGUAUACGGAACUUCUAGCCCAAUCGCCAACCAAUACUAUAUUGGUUCGGCGAUUAGGCGCUUGUAGAACAAUUAUAACUGCAAAUCAACACAACGUCGAAUAUAUACUCAAGACAAAUUUUAAAAACUUUCCCAAAGGAAAGCCUUUCACGGAAAUCCUUGGGGAUUUUCUUGGUAAAGGUAUAUUCAACGUGGACGGUGGUUCAUGGAUCAAACAGCGAAAACUCGCGAGUCAUGAGUUUUCGCUGAGGUCCAUGAACGACUUCAUCAUGCACACGUUAGAGGAUGAAGUGAAUGGAAAGCUAUUACCAUUAAUGGAUUCAUUGUGCAUAGAGAAUAAAGUUGUUGACUUGCAAGAGUUGUUGGGGAGAUUCUCUUUCAACGCGAUUUGCAAAUUCACAUUGGGGAGUUAUGAUGAUGAUGAUGAUAAUAAUAAUAAUAGGUGUUGUUUGGAUCCUAGUUUUCCGAUUUCGCCACUGGCGAGGGCUUUCGACGUGGCGGCUGAGAUUUCUGCGAGACGCGGAGCAGCGCCGUUGUUUUUGGUGUGGAGAGUGAAGAAAUGGCUGAGAUUUGGAUCGGAAAGGAGGUUGAGAGAGGCGGUUAUGGAGGUUCAGACACGUGUCAUGGAAAUGAUUUCAAAUAGAAAGAAAAAAAUGAAUGGAAUAGGAGAGAAGCUUGUUAAUGGUCAAGAUCUUUUGUCACGUCUUAUUUCUUCAGGUCAUGAUGAGGAAGUGAUUAGGGACAUGGUGAUAAGUUUGAUUAUGGCAGGGAGAGAUACAACAUCAUCAGCUUUAACAUGGUUCUUUUGGUUACUAUCAAGUUAUUCUGAGAUUGAGCAAAGGGUAGUGAAAGAGACAUUGGAUUAUGAUUAUGAUUAUGAUUAUGAGUCAUUGAAGAAUAUGAAUUAUUUAAAGGCAUGUCUAUGUGAAUCAAUGAGAUUAUAUCCACCAGUGGCAUGGGAUUCAAAGCAUGCCACGUGUGACGAUAUAUUGCCAGAUGGUACAAUGGUAAAAAGUGGAGAUAGAGUGACUUAUUUUCCAUACGGAAUGGGGAGAAUGGAGAGUUUAUGGGGAAAAGAUUGGUUUGAAUUUAGACCGGACCGGUGGUUUGUUGAACCGGUUGAACCGGGGAAGAAAGAAGUAGUAAUAUUGAAAGAGGUUUGUCCUUUUAAGUUUCCUAUUUUUCAGGGUGGUCCAAGGGUGUGUUUGGGAAAAGAAAUGGCUUUUGUUGAAAUGAAAUAUGUGGUGGCUUCGAUUGUUAGGAGAUUUAAGAUUAAAAUAGUUAGUGAUGAGAAGCCUAUGUUUGUGCCACUUCUUACGGCACACAUGGCUGGCGGCUUAAAAGUAUUGGUUUCUAAAAGGGUGUGA